AUGGCAGCCUCAAAGCCCAAUGGCACUGGAAAGAAAACCAGCAAGAACGAAGGACUGCCGUGGCUAACAAUCGCGUCGUCUAGACCCUUCCGGUUUGUGGUGGGCCCGGAAAAGCGCGAGUUUACAAUCAGCUCGGCCCUGGUCGCACAUCAAUCGCCUACUCUCCGGACACUCGUCGAGGGCGACUUCAGUGAGGCCCGGGAUGGAAGUGCCACGCUGGACUGGGUCGACGAGGACACCUUCACUCGAUUCAUACAGUAUGCCUACACCGGAGACUACGACGCGGCCGACGAUAAUGUUGCGAUCGCUCCCAUUAACCGAUCGGGGCGUCGGCCGGCCAAGGUACAAGAACCCGAACCGGUCAAAGAAGAACCGAAGCCGCGCAAGAGAGGCCUCAAGAGACCGGAUCGGGGGGAAGGGCCCAAGAGACAACGACUGGAAGUGCCCGAGGGACAACGUCUGAUGGAGCCCCCGAUCAUAGUUAAAAAGCCCCAAAAGGAGUGCAGUUACAAAACCAUCGACCCCGAUAACAGAAAGGGCGGAAAGCGCGGCCUCUGGGAGAGGUUCAGCCAGGCCGCCAACCGGUUUAAUCAGGCCAAGUUCAGACUCACCACGAACCCCGAGGAAGAUCACAGCCAAAUCUUCCUCUGCCAUGCCAAGAUGUACAUCUUUGCCGACUACUACGGCAUUUUGGAUCUCAUGAACCUGUCUCAAAACAAGCUCGGCCAGGUGCUUUUCCCCUUCAAGCUCCGCGGCGAAAGAGUGGCAGACUUUGUCACAUUGGUGCGGUACUGCUACGACGUGCCCGCGCCAACGGCGCUGCAGGAGUUCAUCAUGAUGUACGCGGCGUGCAAAGCCGAGGUGCUAUGGAAAGACGCCGGGUUUCAGGACCUCGUCGAGGAGACCCAGGAGCUGUCGUUUGCUUUGAUCAAGCAGGUGAUGGGGCCGCAGUAG
Molecule: messenger RNA, 954 nt
Organism: Chaetomium fimeti
Lineage: Eukaryota; Fungi; Ascomycota; Sordariomycetes; Sordariales; Chaetomiaceae
Exons: 2
Coding region: 1-954 (317 amino acids)
Molecular function (GO): protein binding
Source: RefSeq, a predicted model, not a curated record